AUGAUAUAUCAAAAUCUUCAUAUAUUCAAAUGCUGGUUAAUAUAUUUCAGUUUAUUGUGUAUUAAUAGUGGUACUAUUGCAGCCGAUGUUAGUCUCCAAACACGAAAAGGAGUUGUAUAUGGUCGACAAACUCGAUAUUCCAAUGAGUAUUUAGGAAUUCAAUACGCAAAAGUAGAACGAUGGAAACCACCAGUUGAUCUUGCAUCGGAAGUGUUUCCACGUGGAUCAUUGCAAGCAACAUCAUUCGGUCCAUGUUGUCCUCAAAUUGACUUUGCAGGUAUUAUACCAAUGCAAGAUGAACAAUGUUUAUAUCUGAAUAUCUAUACGCCAUUGAGAACAACAAAUCAAUCUUCAUUACCUGUCCUCAUUUGGAUUCAUGGAGGUGGUCUUCAAAUCGGUUGUUCAUCUCAAAGUAUUCCUGUUUUAUAUAAUGGUACAAAUAUAAUUGCUAAUUCGCCUUCACAGCAACCAGUUAUUGUUGUGACAAUUAACUAUAGAUUAAGUGUAUUGGGUGAUAUGUAUUUGACUGAAUUAGUACAAGAAAAUCCGACAACAUGGCCAACAGCUGGGAAUUACUAUUAUUUAGACAUGUUGUCAGCACUACGUUGGAUAAAUAUGAAUAUUCGUGAUUAUGGUGGCAAUCCGAACAAUGUUUUANCAAUAUCAUGUUUAUGGACUUUCCAUACAUAUCGAAAUGCACGAAGUUUAUUAACACGAACGAAUCCAAUUAUUCGACGUGAAUUAGAUAAACAAUUAACAUCAAUGGUUCUUCUAGAAAUUGGUGUUUAUGCUUGUACUUAUACACCAUAUUCAAUAAUAAAUGCAAUUUCAGCGUUAAAUACCAAUCGUGAACCAGUGUAUCUUGCUCAAUUGAGUUUGAUCAAUGCAAUUGCAUUAACAAUUAGUUUUCUAAGCAAUGGAAAUUCAUUUUAUACUUAUAAUUUUGCCUCGAAAAGAUUUCGUCGACAAACAAAAUAUGUUUUCUAUGAUGUGUUUAGGAAUAAAUGUCGACCAAAUCGAAUUAUUCCAAUUAAUAUAGAAAAUCCAGCAGAGAUUAAAUAA
Molecule: messenger RNA, 1062 nt
Organism: Adineta ricciae
Lineage: Eukaryota; Metazoa; Rotifera; Eurotatoria; Adinetida; Adinetidae
Source: the annotation of a GenBank genome assembly